AUGGUUGGGGAGGACAUCGAUGUGGAACCAACCCAAGCGCUCGAUCUUCAACUUGAUGAUCACGAGGUAAUUGAACCCGAUAUGGACUCUGCCACUAUCUCGUCCGAGAUCGCCGCCGAUCGUAUCGACACAUAUGUCGAUGCCGUCACUGCGCAUGUUGCUGGGUUCUACCACCUGGAAGGAAAGCUAUUUGCGGUGCAAGGGUGGGAUGUAGAGAAGGGUCAUUCUGUGGAUAACUGGUACCACCUGGAGUACAAGGUUCUGAUGGGCGAUGUGGAUCCAAUACUCGUGGCUUGCACUUGUCCGAGCGGCCUGGAUAGUACCUGUAUUCACGCGCAAUUCUUCGUCAAGUACGAUGUCGAGUCCUUGCUAGAGUUUGGGGGUAAUCAAAACUCUGAGCCUUCCCUAGCAAUUAUGUUCCUACAGAACGCCGUUCAAAAUGACAAUGUGGCUUCCUACUUCUCUGUUCUCUCUGCAUCGAGUUCCGCCUUGAAAGGUCGCGCAUUUGUCAAGCACGUCGGCGCCCCUGGGAGUUGGAUAGUAGGAGAUGGUGAGGGCGAUGGAGUCAUGGGCAGCCACAAUGGUCGUGCUGCGGGUAGUCCUGUAAACGAACUUGUCGGUAGUCGCUGUGGGCAGGUAUCCCACCUCCCGAUCAACGUUCCUACAUGGGCGUCUUUGCCCAGCGACCCCCUCCACUACCCUACACCACCACCCUUCCGCUCUCCCCCUGAUCAUCCGUUCCUCCUGGACUCCCAAUCAUCUUGCCCUUGUCCCGAGGGGAGAACGUUCUAUGACGAGGGACGACCGUCAGAACUGCGUCAAUGCAAGAUCUACACGCUUUGCGGGGUACUUGUCCAUCUCAUCCAGCUUCAGCCUUGCCCGCGAUGCCCACCCUCUCGUCGUCGAUUCAUCGGCCCUGAUCUUCGCGAGAAAGGCCUCUUCAACUUCAACAACACUAUUCUGGUUUCGCACGAACUGUUGGACGAAUAUACUAGUGCGUAUACCAGCUCCGAGACUCCGUUCUCCUCGUGGGUGCUCCACCUUUCGCGACGCUACCGAGCGACUGGGGACAGCUUCAUGGGGGAGGACUUGUUUCGCACAGUGUGGUUCUCCUACGUGUCGUUGCAAGGGUUCUCUAGCGAUAUGAAGUGCUCGAGGUGCGGUGACUACCCCGAGACCGUCAUUUGGGAUGGUAUAACGCUGGCGUUCGGGAGAAAGCACCUAACUUCGACGCUGAAGCCUCCCACAAAGGUUUCCGAUUCGUCUUUGGUCCGCAGGAACGUCAGGUACAACCCUCGCCAACAGCUUAUUCUUGAUGCUGCUCUUCGAAAGCAGGUCCGAUUGGCAGUAGACCCCCCAAGCCUGGACGCACUCACCGAGCUUGAAGAAGAAGGCGCGAUCACAUCGUCGCCUUCCAAAGGUCGUAGCCGCGAACUAAAGGCGAUCGGGGAGCACCUGAACAGGGUGAACACCGUAAAGGAGAGUCUGGAGGAGAUUUGCCCAGCUCUGGGGGCGCUUUUCGAAGAGAGCUUUGGGGAGUCUACAUAUGCUCAACGAAGAAAGACGCCUGCGGCAUACAAGAGCUUUUUCAUUCAGAUCGCCGCUGAGGAGUCAGUGCUUCAGCUUAUCAACAACUCAUCACUUAACGCGCUGCGAUCGUUUAUGGCGAACCCUACGAAGGAGACGGCCACACAAAUCCUCGGGAUUCCGGCCCUCUACAAGCUUGUACAAGUACAUGAAGACAUUACCUCUCUCGUUCCCAUCAUGUCGUGGCUCAUGGAACGAGCAUCCACGGUUCUGUCGAUGUUGAAGGUGGAGGACCCCCUCCCUGAUGUACAGGAUGCGGUUGGAGACCAUGGGGCAGAUGGAGACUGGAAGCAGGGCUGA
This is a messenger RNA of Coprinopsis cinerea okayama7#130, 1887 nucleotides long. RefSeq lists its product as hypothetical. The record is from RefSeq and is a predicted model, not a curated record. Lineage: Eukaryota; Fungi; Basidiomycota; Agaricomycetes; Agaricales; Psathyrellaceae. The coding region runs from base 1 to 1887 and encodes 628 amino acids. The transcript has 7 exons.